AUGCCGUGCCAAGCUGCCGAUGCCACCACACUGAUAAGGGAGCGCUGGACGAGUAUCCGAAGGCGCCGACCAACUCCUGCCAACCUGGUCCUGAGCAGCGACCAGUCGUCCCCAGUCGGGUCUGGCCAUGUCGCCCAGGCAGAGGAAGAAGGUUUCCCGCACCACCCCAACCAUGAAAGCGCCGCUCCCUGCCUGGCAGAGCUGCAGAUGAUGGUGGAGCAUCACCUGUGCAAGCAGGCGCAGGGCGAGGAGGAGGAGGAGGCAGCCGCUGCCAGCCAGGAGCGUGGCCCAGGCCACUGCCACCACGGUGACACCGAGCACAGCCACAGCCCUGGUGGAACCUGCCCGCUGGCCACACACGAGGGUGGCCCUGGCCCCGGAGAGCGGACCCGCGGGGACGGGCAGCAAAGCCUGGCCGAGGAGGGCACCCAUAUAGCACCAAAGGAAGGCGCCGGCAAGGGUGCUGCCAGCAGCCAGUAG
Molecule: messenger RNA, 480 nt
Organism: Nipponia nippon (crested ibis)
Lineage: Eukaryota; Metazoa; Chordata; Aves; Pelecaniformes; Threskiornithidae
Source: RefSeq, a predicted model, not a curated record